UUAAUAUUUUAUUAUUGCAACAAUAAAUCGGACUAGAGUCAUUCUUUAAACAUGCAAAAGUCACAUUAAUAUCGCUUCCAAACAGGACAGAUAUGAUCAUUUUAUGUAUUUAAAAAAUACAGAUCAUAUUUAGUUUAAUUUAAAUUGAAAUGUAUAUCAUUUAAAAUAUGAAUGAAUGAUCUGUAAAUGGAAGUGCAGUGUAGUUCUUGCGGGAAGACUAGCAGCUGUACAUCAUCACAUCAUUAGCUUGGUAAUUCCCAGCCAAUCGCAUGUAAGCUGUUGCUUUAUAAGUCUGCUCACAAUCUAUCACAUUGCUGUUUCGGUGUGCUAAACACAGGCAACCUCCACCACCCCACCACCACCUGUUGAGCCCUGUCCCGCACGGGAGUAGGCUCCUCGCCCCUGCCUCCUAUCUCCGGCAGGACAUGACGGUUCCGGGUACAACUCCCUCGGAUCGCCAGACGGGGCCUACGCCAAAGAGAGAGACAUAUCUUUCUGUUUUACAUCUAUCAAAUAAAUGGCAUCUUAAACUUCACUCAAGCCUGCGUGUCUUCCCGAUAGAAAUACGUUUCUUGGUGAUUUGACCCAUAAUUGUUCAACAAAACCUUCAGAUAUUUAUUUCUCCUGAAAAAUGUUGCUUAAUGCGACAGAUGUGUUUCAAAAUCUCAAUGUUGCAUUUUAAUGCAUCAUCAAAUAACAAUGAAACAAAAAAAGGAGGCAGAUUUAUUGCACAUUUAUUACUGUGUGAGAGGAACUUCAAUCAUAUCAUAAUCAUAAUCAUAUAAUCAUAAUCAAUUUGAUAGAGGUCCUUAUCUAAAAACGGCACAACACUGAACCGUAUUAUGUGGACUGCUGCGUGCAAAAAUAGCAGGUGCAUCAGACUGCACGUAAACUUAUCCAACGCCCCAAAAUAUGUCAUGUAGUUCCCCACAUCCCUGAGGGGGGGAAGCGAUGUAACAUGGUGAGCCACUAUGGACUGACUGGGAGGUAAUAUCUGUUGAAAUGCAUGUAGGAGAACGGUACACAUCUAUUUUUGUGAUCCUGAAUAUUGAAAGUUUGUUUCAGUCCUCAUGAAAUUGAUUAUAUCAGUUGUGUAUUAUGUAUUAUUAGCAGUGAAAUGGUUUCUAACAAACAUCUCUUCUGAAUAGAUUCGUCGAAUCACAUGAACGAUCACAGUUUAAUAAUAAGAGACGCAAGAUACUAGUUUAAUACUGAGCAUUAUUAUGGUUUUCCUACCUGUGCUAUUCCUCCUCUGGGCUUGUCAUCCUUCAAAUGCUGCAGGUCGUCUAAGAGAGUUCAUCUUUGUAAACACCAAAAUGAAUCUAAGCACAGCUCAAAGUUACUGCAAGAGUCAUUUUACUAACCUUGUUACAAUUUACGACCAAAAAGGCAAUGCAGAAUUAGAUAAAACGGCCUGUCCAACUGGUGCCUGGAUUGGUGCCUACACAAGUAUCGGAACCAAUAAGUGGUCAAAUGGUGAUGAAGUCACAUUCAGCAAAUUAAAAGGGAAUUGUGAGGAAAUCUGUUGUGCUGCAAUGAAAGCUGAUGGAGAAUGGGAAUCUGUCCAAUACAACACACCAAAAUACUUCAUGUGUUAUGAUCAAGAUGGUGAAGCAUCAAACAAAUACAAGUUAAUCAAUGAAAGCAAAACCUGGUUUGACGCUCAGCUGUACUGUAGAAAUAAUCACACUGAUUUAGUCACUAUCAGAGAUGAGACGGAGAAUAAUCAGGUGAAAGAAAAAGGGAAAAGCAGUAGUAAUCCUUUCUGGAUCGGCCUCUUUAGUGACAAUGUGGAAUGGAUUGAUAGAGGAAAGUCUGCUAACAGAAAGAGUUGGAUUAAUAGUACAGACAGUAGUGAACACUUUGCCCUAUGCUACAAAAGUCACAUUCAUGUCAGUGAGAAAAAGAUGUCCUGGGAGAAAGCUCUGGAUUACUGCGAUAAUAAUGGGAAUACUUCUGGACUCCUGCGCAUCGAGUCUGAGGCUGAUCAGAGAGAAAUGGAGCGAGAACUAAGAAGAAGCAAUAUUUCUGGUCCAGUGUGGGUGGGGCUUAGACAGAGUCGACUCUUUGGAUUCUGGAUUUGGUCCAAUGGACUUCAUGUGGGACCCUGGACCAACUGGAAAGGAGGAAGUCAACCAGAACAUCAGAUGUCCCACCACUGUGGUGCCAUAGAGAAGAUGAACGGUGUAUUCAAAUGGACUGAUAAAGACUGCAGAUCUAAAUUUACUGUUUUAUGUGAGGGAAAGUAAUAAACAGAACCAGUUGAAAGAUUGGACACACAAAAAAUGAUACCCUCUCUUGCAUGAAACCCUUCAAGGAAACUGACCAACAAUAAUGACGACUGAUCUUGCACUAAGGGGCAUAUCCAAAUAUUUGUCCAAUCCAAUGCUCUCUAGAGUGAGGAUGCCCCUCCCCCUAAUACCACCUAUUUUUGACAUGCAAUAGCAAGAGGCAAAUAAUGUUUAUAGCUGUGAGUUUAACUUUAAAACAGGGACAAGCCCUUUAUGUCCCACUCAAACUUCUUGUGUCACCAUAAAAUGCAUAGGGUGUGUCCUUGCUUAUAUGCUAACGUAUAAGCUAAUGUAUAUGCUAACAUAUAUAUGGUAACUUAUAUGCUAAUUUAUAUGCUAACUUAUAUGCUAAUGUAUAUAUGGUAACUUAUAUGCUAAUUUAUAUGCUAACUUAUAUGCUAAUGUAUAUAUGGUAACUUAUAUGCUAAUUUAUAUGCUAACUUAUAUGCUAAUGUUUGUA
This is a messenger RNA of Xyrauchen texanus (razorback sucker), 2751 nucleotides long. RefSeq names its product lymphocyte antigen 75-like. NCBI's taxonomy places the organism in Eukaryota, Metazoa, Chordata, Actinopteri, Cypriniformes, Catostomidae. The coding region runs from base 1224 to 2249 and encodes 341 amino acids. The transcript has 4 exons. The record is from RefSeq and is a predicted model, not a curated record.